GUUUGUAUUUUCAUUCAUGGUGGACCAUGAACAUGUCAACAACAACAGUGCUCUUCGCACGCAAUUCUCACACAAAAUCUAGAGCACAAACACUUUCGCACAUCUCCAUGCACGAUCUUCUUCUUUAUUCAUCACUAUAAAUAAUAAUCGCCGAAUCGACGCCAUUUUUAUACCUUCAUUCUUCUUCUUCGCUGUUGCGGAAACCCUAAUUUGAAAUUGGAGAAAUACAAAAUGUCGUGGUUGAGAUCAGCAAUGAAUAAAGCGGUGGAGGUUGGGAAUAACAACCUUACACGCACUGUCAAGAACUACGCUGAUUCCGUCGGUCACGCAGUUGCUGAAGGAGCUAAAAUCUUACAGGAUCGCAUUGGGAAUAGGAACUUCAAAAGCUUUAAGCAGACGGUCCAAAGAUUGGAAGAAGCUUCUAUUUCCUGCAAGGGACCAGAGAGAGUUCAGUUGAUGAAAAGGUGGCUAUCUGCACUUAAAGCAAUUGAUAACAUGUCAGAGGUUUCUGUUGAAGAUAAAGAGAAGAACAAUGAGCAGCAACAUCCUUCCGAGGAAAUAAGAAAACUACCACUGGUUCUCUAUUACGAUUCUGAGAUGGGCGGUGAGCCACUGAACUUUCGUGAUGUCUUUCUCUACAGUAAAGCUUUGGAGGGCAUAUUGAUAUGUAUGAUUCUUGAAGCGCCAAACGAAGAGGAAGUCUCCCUCCUUCUUGAAUUAUUUGAACUCUGUCUCACUGGGGGAAAAGCGGUUCACAAUGCAAUAGUCAGCAGCAUCCAGGAUCUGGCAAAAGCUUUCUCAAACUACCAAGACGAAGUAUUGGUAAAACGUGAGGAGCUAUUGCAGUUUGCAGAAAGUGCCAUCACAGGGUUGAAAAUUAAUGCGGAUCUCGGAAGAAUUGAUGCCGAAGUCUCCACAUUGAAUAAACAACUUGAUGAAAUAAAAGCGCUAAAGGAUGCAAGUGGGGAUCAUGAAACAAUUUCCAAAGAGACCGCAGCUUCAAUAGAGGCUCUGAAAGCGGCACUUGCACAUAUUCGGGUCUGCUCCAGAUUAGAAGGGCUUCUACUGAAGAAAAAAUCUCUUAAAUAUGGGGACUCUCCAGAAGUCCAUUCUCAAAAGGUUGAUAAGUUGAAACUCCUAUCUGAAUCUCUUGCUAACUCCACCACCAAAGCUGAAAGGGAGAUCUCAGAUGACAGAAUUCAGAAAGAGGAGGCACUAAAAUUUCGUGUUGCCAAGACCAGUGAAGUUGGUGAAAUAGAGAAGGAAUUAGCAGCUGAGAUUUCAGCUCUGGAGAAACAAAGGAAUGAGAUUGAAGCUCAAUUGAAGCAGGUCAAUAUCUCCUUGGCAGCAGCUAGUGCACGCCUUCAUAAUGCCCGAGAAGAGAGGGACCAAUUCUAUGAAGCUAAUGAUCAGAUUGUUGCUCAUUUAAAAACUAGAGAAGGCGAGCUAUCUAAGUCCAUUGGCUCAUGUAGAGUGGAAGAACAUGUUCUUAGUUCAUGGAUCCAAUUUUUGGAAGACGCUUGGGUUCUUCAGUCCUCCUAUACAGAGACCAAAGACAAGGAGGCCAAAGUUGAAUUGGAAAGGCAUGAAGAUUAUUUUGUGAACUUGGUCUUGCAACUUCUCUCUGCUUACGAGAAAGAGUUGAGGCCUUCUAUUGAUCGUAUUAGAAAAUAUGUGGAAAACUUGAAGAGUUUAGGUGAAGGCAGCUCAGCAAAAGAAGCUGGUCCGGCUUCUGGUGAAUCAAAAGUAUUGAGCCCUAGGAAAAGUCUGGAGUUGGAGUACCUGGACUAUGAAGCCAAGAUUAUAACCACCUUUAGUGUAGUCGACAACAUGAUGGAGCAGUUCUAUGCUCAACACGGGAAAGUAUCCAGGAAAGAUGAUCCAAAGAUUAAAGAGCUGUUUGAGAACAUUGAAAAGUUACGAGAAGAAUUUGAAUCUAUUGAAAGACCAGAACUGGAAAUGGAGAUCCCGGAUGUCCCCACCCAAGAGGGAGAUGCUUCAUCUCAUAAAAUUCCUGAUGAAAAUAUAUCAGAUCCUGCAAAGAAGGCAACAGAAGCCCCUGCAACUGGGAUGGAAGAGGAAAACAAACCACCUUCUACCAAAGCAGAGAAGGUGUCUGAUGCCGCAUCCAAUAAGAUGCUAGACGAAAAUGUAUCAAAUCCUGCGAGAAAGGCAGCAGAAGCCCCUUUAGCUGGCAUAAAGGAGGAAAAGAAACCAUCAGCUACCAAAGCCGAGCAAAUGUAUGAAGCAGAGUUGGCAAAAUUGGAAUCUGAGUCUGGAAACAUAAACCAGGAUUUCUCUGCAGAAGAGAUUGGUGGCUGGGAAUUUGAUGAACUGGACAAUGAGUUAAAUUCUGGGACUCUGGCAAUCCCCGGAAAAGAUAGAAACACCUAACGACAAAAACUUCAAAAUCUUCUAUGUCUAAUAAUGUCCGGAUGUAGUUUCAUGUAUUUAUUCUUUGUAAAUUCGCGAACUUGUGGAACUGCAUUUCAUAUUAGAAUCAUGUAGAUACUUUGAUUGGAUAUGAUAAUAUUCAAAUGUAGUUGACUAGAUCAGGGAAGCUUCAAAUUAUUCACUCACAGGUUCUGAUUUUAUUUGCGUUAUUCUUAGAUUUUCCCAGUGGAAGUUGGCUGACAGUACUGCUACUACUUACAUUAUCCGUCUCUCUUUUAAUAUCUUUAUCUAAAGAUUAUUAGCCUGUU
Molecule: messenger RNA, 2702 nt
Organism: Solanum dulcamara
Lineage: Eukaryota; Viridiplantae; Streptophyta; Magnoliopsida; Solanales; Solanaceae
Product: sporulation-specific protein 15-like
Exons: 18
Coding region: 232-2394 (720 amino acids)
Source: RefSeq, a predicted model, not a curated record